AUGGCCUCCAGAGCCACGCCUGGGGAAUUGCAAGAGGAAGCCACUUGCUCCCUGACUAUAGCCUGUGGGCACAACUUCUGCCGAGCCUGCCUCACCGGGCACUGCGAGGAACGGGGAGCAGGGGGCCUGACUUGUCCCCAGUGCCGGGCCCCCUUCCAGAAAGGGCAGUUCAAGCCCAACACCCAGCUGAAUAACAUCGUGCAGAAGCUGCGGCAGCUGGGGCCCGGGCAAGGGGAGGGCCUGUGCGAGGGACACCAGAAACGACUCAAACUCUUCUAUGAGGACUAUGGAGCCGCCGUCUGCUUGGUGUGCGAGAAAUCCCGGGACCACAAGUCCCACAGGGUGGUACCCAUGGAGGAGGCGGCGGCCCAGGAGGACCAGGUAGAGGCCCAUGUGAAGAUGCUGAGGGAAGAGAGAGAAAAGCUGCUGGGAUGGAAAGCGACGGGAGAGGAGAAAAGCCAGGAGUAUCUGAAACAGACACGAGCCGCGUGGCAGAAGAUCGUGGCCGAGUUUCAGCAGCAGCGCCACUUCCUCGAGGAACAAGAGCGACUCCUGCUGGCCCAGCUGGAGCAGCUGGACGAGAUGAUCGUGAAAACAUGGACUGACACUGUCACCAAACUCUCGGAGCAGAUUUCCCGUCUCAGCGAGCGGAUCGGGGAGCUGGAGGGGAAGUGUCAGAAGCCAGUGAGUGAAUUCCUGCAGGUGAGACCGAGGAGAAACAGCCCAGCCCCCCACCCAGGGAAGGGAGGCUCCUGAAACACAAGUGCUGGGGUCCAGCCGUCAGGUCUGGGUGUAACGUGGCAGGUG
Messenger RNA from Pelodiscus sinensis (Chinese soft-shelled turtle), 807 nucleotides. NCBI's taxonomy places the organism in Eukaryota, Metazoa, Chordata, Testudines, Trionychidae. The record is from RefSeq and is a predicted model, not a curated record.